Molecule: messenger RNA, 4096 nt
Organism: Styela clava
Lineage: Eukaryota; Metazoa; Chordata; Ascidiacea; Stolidobranchia; Styelidae
Product: neuroligin-4, Y-linked-like
Cellular component (GO): membrane
Molecular function (GO): neurexin family protein binding
Source: RefSeq, a predicted model, not a curated record
ACUCUUUUCAUUCGUUUUUUAGACUCGGGAAGUUUAAAUAUAAAGUAUAUAUAUAUAUAUAACUGUAGUUGAGACCAGUGAAGAAAUUUGAAAACUUAUAUGCUUAGUAUUGGUUGUACCUUGAACUAUUAGCAAACUUAGUGUGGCUUCACUAUGUCAGGAGCUAUAUAGACAAAACCCAGUAAAACCGAAUUAUUUUUAAAUGAAUAAAUUAUUGAUGCGCACCAAACGUACAACUACCACACUUUGUGCGAAUUAUUUUCCCUAAGUACAUAAAUCUCGCAGGGAUUUAGACUUCUGUCCACGAAAAGAAGGCAGACUCACUUUGUCGGGUUGAAAUCAUCUUCGGAAUAUAACUUUCUGUGAAUCGAUUUUCAGUCCGCAGCUACAGCGAGUGUGACAGUCUGGUAUUGCUGAUUUCACUGCGAGGAAGGUGCUGGUACAGACGAUGUGAUAUCAAGCUGGGAAAACAAAGAAGUUGCAAAGGGAUGGAAAUACUGCACUACAACGCUUUUCUAGUUAGAUUUGUUUUUUGUGGACUAUUUUUCGGACUAACAAAUGCCCGAAACGAUUUUUCCGAUUUUGAUUUGAUGGGAAAACAACCAUAUGACGAUUCUAGUUACUUCGGAGACUUACGGUUCCCGAAAUAUAAGACUCAAAAUACGGAUUGUAAAACAAGACAAUACAAUCUGCCAAUUAUACCGACAAAUUACGGCAAGUUAAGGGGGAAACGAUUCAAUAUUGACAUGCUCUGCCCUGUUGUUCAAUUCUUAGGAGUGCCGUACAGUAAGCCCCCAAUCGGCGACAGGCGAUGGCAGAAACCAGAAGAUCCAAAUACAUGGGAUGGAGUUCGAGACGCGUUCACGAUGGGUCCAAUUUGCCCACAAAAAUUGGAUGGGCCGUUUCUUUAUCCACUGCUUCCAGCUUGGUUUCAAAAAUCAUCGAAAUACAUGAAGAAAAUGUCUAAAAAUAUGUCGGAAGAUUGUUUGUACAUGAAUAUAUAUGUCCCACUUGAGUUCUAUUACAACGAGUCCCAUGCACCCGGAAGUUACAAAAACCGACUCGCUGUAAUGGUUUAUAUUCACGGUCACACGUUCAUGGAAGGUUCCGGAAAUUUUUACGACGGAAGUGUUUUAGCAAGCUACGGGAAAGUAAUUGUGAUUACAUUUAACUAUAGGCUUGGUGCUUUGGGAUUUCUUAGCACUUCGAACCAACACAGCCCAGGAAACUACGGCCUUUGGGACCAAAUCAAGGCGCUUGAAUGGAUAUAUAAAAAUAUAGAACAUUUUGGCGGAGACAAAACAAGGGUGACAUUGUUUGGUUCGGGAUCGGGAGCAGCAAGUAUUAGCUUGCUUAUGGUAUCGGUGCAUGUUGAAGAUUACUUUCAACAAAUAAUACUGCAGAGUGGAACGGCGUUAUCAUCGUGGACUAUAGUUCAACGUCCAAUGACGCAGACAAGGCUAUUUUCUCAACAUCCUGGUAUUAAUUGUGCUAGUAAUUCGUCAGGAGCCGAAUUAAUGGAUUGCUUACGAAAAAAGCAUUGGAGUGAUAUACUGGCAGCAGAUCUGCAACCCGAAAUGUACAAUCUUGCGUUUGGGCCGGUGGUGGAUGGAUCAGAUGGAGUCUUAUCCGAUGAACCGGAAGAACUAAUGAAAUCCGGAGAAUAUAUGAACUAUCCGAUGAUCAUCGGUGUCUCGCAAGGUGACGGAUAUGGAUUGGUACGAAAACGAAAUCCGGUGGGAAUAAUGUCAGCAUUUGAAGUAACGAAACGCGUGUAUGAUCAGAAAGAUUUCAAGAUGGACGUCGAUAAAUUUGUAGAUGGAUUCUAUAGACGAGCUGGAACGGCGAAAGGGAUUCUCAGACGUAUUAUAGAAUUUAUGUACACGGAUUGGACACGCGAAUCAGACGAAAGAACAUUGCGAAGAUCUCUUCUUGAUUUAUACACCGACAGACAAUGGGUGGAGCCGGUCGUGCGAACUGCAAACAUGAAUUUGAAGCUGGGAUAUUCUGUAUAUUUCUACACUUUAUUUCAUCGAGCAGGAAUCGAUAGUGAAUCAGAGUGGAUGGAUGCUGGCCACGGUGACGAAUUACCGUUUGUAUUCGGGUAUCCAUUCUACUCAGGCCAAGAUGUUUUGUUUGGAUAUAACUUCACAAAAACAGAUAGGAUGAUCAGUGCUGGAAUCAUGACAUAUUGGACAAAUUUUGCAAAAGAAAGAAACCCAAUGUUGGGCAACAAGCAGAAGACGGAUUUUCUGACGGGUGUUCAUAACAAAUUUCAAGACUUGGAUUGGCCAAAAUACGAUAAAGCCGCCCAAAAAUAUUUGAUGAUCUCAAAGAAACCUGCGAUACUAGAUCAUUACCGGGCAAAUCAAGUGGCAUUUUGGAAUACUUUUUUACCAAAUAUGAUGGAGGCUGAGAAAAUAUUUCCAUCUCAAAAGUCUACGACCUGGCGUCCUGCUAUAGCCACGCCACCAACAACCAAGAAAUCUACUGAUAAGCCUAUCAUAUGGAGCCCUAUUCGUGACGCCCUUAGUACAAUGUCACCAAAUUCAAGUGAUGAAUCGAACAAAGCUGAUGGUGGGAUGUCACUUCGUUUGACCAUUACCUUGGCUAUAGGAUUCGUUCUUCUGUUUGUGAACAUCAUUGCUUUCUCCGUUGUCUCAUAUCAUAAAAAGAAAGACAAGUUCAAGAUCGAGAAACUGGAAGCACAAUUGGCUGAAAAGAACGAUCUUUUCAAAAAAGAAAUGAAGAAGGUUGAUAGCAACGGUGAUGAUGCUCCAAGUGGGGACAAUAAAAUGAAGCCACGGAGUAUUACAAACUGUCACACCAAUCCUGAAAUAUCACUGGAUGCAGCAGUGUUGGAAAAGUCUAACCACGCAUUAUGUGCGUACACUUUACCACAUAGGUAUUCUCACACAAAAUCUCCAACACGUGCUAUGUCUACGACUGCGCUACCACAAUUGAAACCAUGCGUUUUUCGUGACGAUUCCCUCACGUCGACAUCAGCAGAAGAACAGAGCAGAAAUACAAAAAGAAGAAGCUUUAAAAAAUAUGGCAACACAUAUCACUCAAGUGACGAUGGAUCACCCGCUAGCAUGAUGGUUUGCAACAGCAAGGAGGAGUUAUCAACAAUUCACCCACCCAUACCGGAAUUCAGCUUGGGAAUGAAGAAAGGCGACUUUUCGACUGAAAGUGGCGGUCGGUACAGUUUACAAACUACCAAUUCGGCUACUCCAGAUCAUCAUCGGGCGUACAAAACAUACAAUGGAAAACAAGCCGUUCAAGGCACAGUGCGACUGAACGUUGUUGAACCACCAGGCGAAGAAUCGAAUCGGCCCACGUCGCUUUGGUCCAUUGUGUCAUCUGUUGCCGACGGACGAAGCGCUUUUCAGCGAUAUGGAUUAGAAACAACAACGCGGGCUGGGCAUCACGGAAGCGAAUCACACAUGGCGUCUUCUUCCGCCAUUUCCCAAGUUGGAGAAAGUUACGCAUAUGCUAUACAAUCCGAUUCUCAAAAAAGCGACGUUGAAAUUAAUGACACACUACCUGUUGAGGGAGGUUACCUUGCAAGAGAUUUAUCAUGUGGCUCAAAGUCUGCUCUGCUUACAUCUCCAAUUGAAAAACCCUGCUUCCGAUCGGAUACAUCCGGUUCAGAAACAGAUCGUACCGGAUCGUCUUCGAGAAGUGACGCUAUCGGAAGUUACUGUGUGACAAAUAAUAAAACAAUGAACGUUAUUACAAAACUAUGAUAGAAUUAGUUACUAAAAAUAUUUGAUUUUUCCAACCAAAAUUGACGUGAUUGCUUGGUUUAUGAAUAUGGUGGCACGAAAAUAUGACAUUGCGUGCUCUUUUUUUAUUUUUUGUACCGUCUGAUUAUGUGAUGCCUUCUUUUUGUUCGUGAAUCAUUUUAAAUACCAUGUUUUUUACGGACAAACCAGUUGACAGAAGCUAUACUGCUACUGCUCAUUCAUGAAUGAAUUGAUUUUUGCACAUAAAUCAAUGAUAAAUCGCAUAGUUUUGGCCAUGUAUAAAUAAUCUCGGUUCGUAUUUCUGAUUACGAGUGCUUGUGACCUUGUUUUUAAUAAAUAUUCAUUAU